This is a messenger RNA of Anguilla rostrata (American eel), 2444 nucleotides long. RefSeq lists its product as uncharacterized. The transcript is spliced from 2 exons. The record is from RefSeq and is a predicted model, not a curated record. NCBI's taxonomy places the organism in Eukaryota, Metazoa, Chordata, Actinopteri, Anguilliformes, Anguillidae. The coding region runs from base 435 to 944 and encodes 169 amino acids.
UGUGGAUUCCAACACAUUGCACAAUUUGUGACUUAAACAUUAUUUAAGGAUAAAAGUUUACUUUAUGCAAAUGGAAGAACAGUUGUUAAGAGAAGAAACCGGUACCAUCACCGCGUCCAUAUUCAUACGAGGAGCAAGAAAGAAUAUAAAAACCAAAUGCAAUAUCCUUGUUGAACACACAUGUUGGUUACCUGGCUAGGAAGACGCAGGAAUGCUAUAUGUUAAUGCAUUUCUUUUAUUAUUAAUUGUAUGUUCACAUCAAGCUAAUAAUCCAAAUUAAAGAAGAAAAAAAUCUAAAAUGUUAUGCUUUUUUACUUCAGCUUGCUUUUUGAACUAGGCUACCGCUCGUGGAAAUGAGCCCCAGGCGCACCGCACCUUGCAGAUAACGACAGGUCACCGACAAGUGCAAUCCAGCCUCGGAUCCUUGGAGGACAAUGCCUUCCCUGCACCAUGGGGCUGUAGUAAUUGGAGUGUUUCUCAUUGUUACGGGUGGGGCCACUGCUUUCCUGAAGUCCAGCCACGGCAAGCUGCAGGCGUUCAGUCUGUGUUGUGUUGUGCUUGGUGCUCUGCUUUUGAUCCUUGGACUUUUUUGGGCUAUGAAUGGGAAAAGCAAUGCUGGCUCUUACGGCAGCGAAUACAGCCACGUCCUCUUUAACCCCCCGCCUGGUCAUUUUCCCGAAUCCCAGUCGGUUUUGUUCCAAAGAACCCUGGAGAGGCAAAGAUGCGCGGUAUAUGGGGAAGAUUUUGACUACCCGCCUGUGGAGUCCAGCUAUUGCAGCCCUCCACAGAGGCCACCUCACUGGGACCUGGAACCCCCACCCCCAUAUGAAGUAGCAAUCAAAAUCACGAGGAGCUCCACGCAUCUGCGCCGUAGCUAUUCGGACACGAUGUUGCCCACGGAACCCCUUUUCUGCCGCUCUCGAGAGAUCAGUUUUGAAGUCUGACAGCUCCUCCUGACCUCCAUUCUGUUUCCAGAGAACAGACAAACGUGAUGACUUACCUCCAACGUGUCUGUGCAGAUCAGCCUAAGACUGUUACACCACCCCUGUACCACCACUUCAGUCAGUAUCCACAGAUGAGCCCUGGAAUGUAGCAACCUCUCUGCACUUCUUUCUGUCUCUGGAGAUCAACCUUGGAGUGUGACAACCUCCUCUGGAUUCCUAUCUCUGCCUUAGAGAGUGGCAGCACCCCCAGGGAUCUUGUCCUUCUCUCCUCAAUCCCAGGAGCGUAGACCAGAUCACUGGUGCUCUGUCACCCCUGAACUCUGAACCCAAAACCACUCAACAGCUUCCAAUCAAAGUUUGUGAGUGCGGGAAGUGGGAGUGUAACAUGGCAGGUAUAAAAUGGGUGGGAUGGGUGAGGUAUGUUUGAAAUGUCCGUGACAGCUGUUAAUAGUAUGAUUCAUAGUUACUUAAUGUGUGUAAACAUAGAAAAUGAUAAUUGCAAAGGGCCAAAUUAUUUAUUUUGGGGGUGGGGGGUUUUGAAAAGAAGUGUUCCUUAUAUGGUUAUAUAUUGUUUAAGCACAGUGUCUUGUGAGGUUGUGUUCGUGACUGAUGAAUAACUGGGUGCUCCAGCUCAUCAACUGAUAAUUUAUAAAAACUUGUAUAAUGCAUUUCAUGAAUAUAUUCGUAUAUGUAGCAUGGGACAAAGUAGCUAUGGUAACUUAUUUAACUUAUUGCAGAUUGCAGAGUAAGGAUAAGCAACUUUGUGGAGUGCUCAGUCCUACAGAUUAAAUUAGUCUCUCAGAACAGAUAAAUUGCAGAGUGCCUUCAUCACAUAUAUAUAGCAUUAUUUAUCACACAUAUAGCAUAAUUACUGACAAAUACAUGUAAACAAGGUAACAGUUUCCAGAACAAUAGGAUUUGGGUAGUUUGAACCUUUUAAUUUGCACUUUUAAUCAGUCAUUUUACCAAGUUAACACAGAUUCGAUCGCACCAUCAAAAGUAUUACUGUAUGAAAUGGCAUGCAUGAUGUUUCCAGAGAAAAGGGCAAAUUAGCAUCGCAUUUAUCACAAGCUGCCUUUAAUGUAACACUCUCCAUCAGCUCACAUAGCUCAAAACUGACAUGCUUUUCCAGCUCACUUGAUGUGACAGUAAAGUAUGAAAUUUGACCCAUAAAAUGGUUUCCAGAAUCCAACAGCUGUAGAAACUUACUGAACAGCAUUCAUUGAGAAUAAAAAUUAGUGUCAUUGAUAUGGUGCCCCACCUUGCAAUACAAAUUUUAGCUCAUAAGAGCACAUUUCUGUGUGGUGUAAAUAUUAGAAAGACCUAUGGUUGAGAGAGUCUAGUUGAAAUGAAUUUUAAAAUGGCUGGUGUUGAAUUUGCCCCUAUUGAUUUUAACGUUAAAUUGAAUUUGUGUUUAGCUGGCGGAAAUGGUUCCUGUGUGGCUUUCUGACCUGAAUGACCAUCAUUAGUCAGUAAAAUUUGGCAGAUUUCACCCCACGA